UUCGGCGGGGUGAGAGGUCAGCAGAGCGCCGGUCGGCCGGGGCGACAAUGGCGGGGCUCUGGGUUGGGGCGGCGGCGCUGGUCGGGGCCGGACGGCGUGGGCGGCGGUUGCCGCAGCCGCUGAUGCGGAGCUCAGCGCUGUGGACCCUGAAGCAUGUCCCACACUACUCAAGACAGCACUUAAUGGUGUCCCGUAGUCUCUGUUCAGCAGGAUAUGAUUCUAAUGAAAAAACUUUUGAUAAAAUUCUUAUUGCUAAUAGAGGAGAAAUUGCAUGUAGGGUUAUUAAAACUUGCAAGAAGAUGGGCAUUAAGACAGUUGCCAUCCACAGUGAUGUUGAUGCUAGUUCUGUUCACGUGAAAAUGGCGGACGAGGCUGUCUGUGUUGGCCCAGCUCCCACCAGUAAAAGCUACCUCAACAUGGAUGCCAUCAUGGAAGCCAUUAAGAAAACCAGGGCCCAAGCUGUACAUCCAGGUUAUGGAUUCCUUUCAGAAAACAAAGAAUUUGCCAAAUGUCUGGCAGCAGAAGAUGUCAUUUUCAUUGGACCUGACACACAUGCCAUUCAAGCCAUGGGUGACAAGAUUGAAAGCAAAUUAUUAGCUAAGAAAGCAAAGGUUAACACAAUCCCUGGCUUUGAUGGAGUAGUCAAGGAUGCAGAUGAAGCUGUCAGAAUUGCAAGGGAAAUUGGCUACCCUGUCAUGAUCAAGGCCUCAGCAGGUGGUGGUGGGAAAGGCAUGCGAAUCGCCUGGGAUGAUGAAGAGACCAGGGAUGGUUUUCGAUUUUCAUCUCAAGAAGCUGCUUCUAGUUUUGGUGAUGAUAGACUACUAAUAGAAAAAUUUAUUGAUAACCCUCGUCAUAUAGAAAUCCAGGUUUUAGGUGAUAAACAUGGGAAUGCUUUGUGGCUCAAUGAAAGAGAAUGCUCAAUUCAGCGAAGAAAUCAGAAAGUGGUGGAGGAAGCACCCAGCAUUUUUCUGGAUUCUGAGACUCGAAGAGCGAUGGGAGAACAAGCCGUAGCUCUCACCAAAGCAGUAAAAUAUUCCUCUGCUGGAACCGUAGAAUUCCUUGUGGACUCAAAGAAGAAUUUUUAUUUUUUGGAAAUGAAUACGAGACUCCAGGUGGAGCAUCCUGUCACAGAAUGCAUUACUGGCCUGGACCUAGUCCAAGAAAUGAUCCGUGUUGCCAAGGGUUACCCUCUCAGGCACAAACAAGCUGAUAUUCCCAUCAACGGCUGGGCAGUUGAAUGUCGGGUGUAUGCUGAGGACCCCUACAAGUCUUUUGGUUUACCGUCCGUUGGGAGAUUGUCUCAGUACCAAGAACCAAUACAUCUACCUGGUGUCCGGGUUGACAGCGGCAUCCAACCAGGAAGUGACAUUAGCAUUUAUUAUGAUCCAAUGAUUUCAAAACUGAUCACAUAUGGUUCUGAUAGAACUGAAGCACUGAAGAGAAUGGAAGAUGCACUGGAUAAUUAUGUUAUUCGAGGUGUUACACAUAAUAUUGCAUUGCUCCGAGAGGUGAUAAUCAACUCACGUUUUAUAGAAGGAGACAUCAACACUAAAUUUCUUUCUGAUGUGUAUCCUGAUGGCUUUAAAGGACACAAGUUAACAGAGAAUGAGAGAAACCAAUUAUUGGCAAUAGCAUCAUCAUUGUUCGUGGCAUUCCAAUUAAGAGCACAACAUUUUCAAGAACAUGAAAAUUCAAGAGUGCCUAUUAUUCAACCACAAGUGGCUAACUGGCAGCUCUCAGUAAAAUUGCAUGACGAAGUUCAUACUGUCGUAGCAUCAAACAGUGGGCCAACAUUCUCUGUGGAAGUUGAUGGGUUGAAACUAAAUGUGACCAGCACGUGGAACCUGGCUUCACCCUUAUUGUCUGUCAGCGUUGAUGGCACUCCGAGGACGGUGCAGGCAAUCCAGGAGUGUCAGUGUAUUUACUGUUGUACACAGAGCAUCCUGCGUGUUUUUCUAAAAACAUGGGAAGAUAGCAUUUUUGUUGCCAUUGUGGGUUUUUAGUUAUAAAAUAUGACUUUGUUACCUUCCUUUUCUGUGUGACUGAGAUUGUGUACUGUUCGAUCAGCAGAAAUGUGAGCUGUUCAGAUGGACUUGCCAGAACACCUUGAUGCCUUUUAAAAAUUCAGUGAUCUUAACAUGUUAACCUUUCUUUUCCCUGCAAAAUACAAUCUCUUACAUUGAGGAAAUGACUUGAAAUCCAGAGUUGACUGAAUAUUCUUUGCUAUCGGUGGCUUCCGUAUUGAAGUAGAAGCUACAAAGGGAGGUGCUGCCAGAGUUCCUGCAGCUCACCUCCUAGUUGAGGGGGAGGGUUCCAGGGAAAACAAAACAAAGAACUCCACGUAACAUGUGACGAUCACAUGCAGAUAAAAAUCCAGACCCCCACCCCCACCCCACAGUAUUAAACGCUCAUUCUUUUUGUUGUUGUUUUUUACAAAAAUAUUUUUGUGUUUCCUUAACUUGAUUUUACACAGGAAACUGAUUUUUAAAACCUAGAGAAGUCAACAGAAUCACAGAUCAAGACUUCUCUAUACCAGAUUCACAUAUAUCUCUAUUAGAGACAGAGGUAGUCUAGAAACUUCCUGGUAAAUAUUUAAUGACUAAACUAAUUUAUAAGCCAGGCUUAACUGGUAGAUUAUCUUUAUGGUUCUAACAAACAUUGAAUGUUCAGGACCGAGUCUUAUAUUUUGGCUUUGGUUUUCUGGCUUGCCCCAGUAUAUUUAUUCUCUCAUAUUUUCUUUCAUAUUCUCAUUAUGAGGUGAAAUACUUUGAGACCCUUGGAAAAAAUAUCACUGCAUAAUUUCACACUUCCAAAAACAUGGUUUUGUGAUAUUUGUUUAUGUAUAAUAGAAUAUGCUCUGCCCUGAAUGUGCUGUGGCCAGGCAGCAUUUUCUGGUCAGGGGACAUAAUAUGACCUGCCAGUAGAGAGAUACAAAUUCCUACUACCCAAAUUAGUGUAUCAUAUUUUCAGCUUCCUUCUCAAUGACUGUGUAGAUAGGUAGCCUGAUGGCACUUUUAUAUGUAGAGUUUCUAGCUAAAUUAAUACUGGAUAUGUAUUUAGAAUAAUUCCCAGAAAUAUUUUCCCUAUCAUAGGGAUACUGUUCAGUAAAUCCUUGUCAUUCUUGUAAGUUCUUUGCUUAAAAAAAAAAAAAAAAAAUUAGGGGCUUCUGGGUGGCUCAGUUGGUUAAACGUCUGACUUCAGCUCAGGUCAUGAUCUCACUGUUAGUGAGUUCGAGCCCUGUGUUGGGCUCUGUGCUGACAGCUGAGAGCCUGGAGCCUGCUUCCGAUUCUGUGUCUCCCUCUCUCUC
Messenger RNA from Panthera uncia (snow leopard), 3307 nucleotides. It is a transcript of the gene PCCA, whose product is annotated as propionyl-CoA carboxylase subunit alpha. Gene Ontology annotation, cellular component: mitochondrion. Gene Ontology annotation, molecular function: metal ion binding; ATP binding; propionyl-CoA carboxylase activity. The record is from RefSeq and is a predicted model, not a curated record. The coding region runs from base 48 to 2003 and encodes 651 amino acids. The transcript is spliced from 21 exons. Lineage: Eukaryota; Metazoa; Chordata; Mammalia; Carnivora; Felidae.